UUCUGCAGCCUGAAAGUAUGCAAAAUAUGUUUGUUAUUUGAAAAGCGCCCGCAAAGCCGCCUAGAUUGAGAAAACUGCAGCAACAGCAACAGGAAGAAGGACCCCAUAGCAAGGAUCACUGCAGCCUGGCUCAAAAGCUGUGCUCAUGGUCACCACCCCCUGAUAAUGCCGAUAACGAAGAAUCCUUGGGAAUUCUACAACAGGAUUACCUAGCUGCGGAAGUAAUGCCCACUGUGAGGCAGCCGCGGAAAAGGCGAAUUGCACCACAACCACCACCAAAACCAUCACCCAAACCUAGGAAAAUGAGGGGGGCAAGGCUACAAAAUGAUCAGAAUGAUCACUGUGCGUUCAUUGAGCAGCUUUUUGCAACCACAAAUGAGGCAACAACGCUCAGAGCCAUAUCCACAGUGGGCGAGACAUCGGCUCAGGCAGAAAUAAUAACAGCAUUUACAGUGGUUGCGGACGACUUGGUCAGUUUGGAUUACACCGAUUCCUUAGAGUACCAAAACUGUAGCAGCGACGAUUGUUGCUACGCCUCGAAUGACACCUUAACCCAUGGCAGCCAGCGGCAGCAGCAGCAGCUUCCACAUCAUCAUCAUCAUCAUCAUCAAGAUCAUCAUCACCAUUCAAGUGGAAACUGUCAUCAUCCCGUGGAUGAGGAGCUAAUUGAGGCCAAGUCAAGCCCAUUGCCUCCCUUAAAUGCUACCAAAGUUCAACCUCCAUCGAAACGUGAUCGUCCACUGAGCGAAAUAAGUGUCACAUCGGUGGAUACACCAUCGCCGAGCACGGCAAAGGCGUCCUAGAGCUACAGCGACGCUGUCGA
Messenger RNA from Drosophila serrata, 823 nucleotides. It is a transcript of the gene capu, whose product is annotated as formin protein cappuccino. Gene Ontology annotation, molecular function: microtubule binding; actin filament binding. The record is from RefSeq and is a predicted model, not a curated record. Gene Ontology annotation, biological process: actin nucleation; cortical actin cytoskeleton organization. Lineage: Eukaryota; Metazoa; Arthropoda; Insecta; Diptera; Drosophilidae. Gene Ontology annotation, cellular component: actin filament; cytoskeleton; cytoplasm.